Molecule: messenger RNA, 3748 nt
Organism: Mustela erminea (ermine)
Lineage: Eukaryota; Metazoa; Chordata; Mammalia; Carnivora; Mustelidae
Gene: ARMC5
Product: armadillo repeat containing 5
Exons: 6
Coding region: 1195-3600 (801 amino acids)
Biological process (GO): anatomical structure morphogenesis
Cellular component (GO): cytosol
Molecular function (GO): protein binding
Source: RefSeq, a predicted model, not a curated record
GCCCCGCCCUCCUCUCCUGGAAGGGCUCCGCGCGCUGCAACUUCUGGCUCCGGGCCUGGGCGGGGUUUUGAGCUCUUCGCGGUGCCGCGGGAAAGCGGGGCCUUUCCGAGCGGAGGCCCCCGUGCCUCUCCAACCCUCCAGCCCUCUGUAGAGAUGACGCCUGAACCUGAGCAGAUCAGAGCGUCGCAGCCGGGACCUGGGUGUCGAUGGCCUCCUCGAAUCCGGGCCGGUGGAGGCCAGGGGUGAUGCGGUGACUUGUAGGGAGACAGAACUCGCUGUGGAGGGAUCGCGACCUCCCACCGCCGGAGGUCCCAGGACGGGCUGGCGCUGCGAGUCCCUAAAAACCAGCGCGAGAAGAGCAAAUCCUAACGGAGGAGAACACGCGGGGCCCUGGGUGCUCGGUCGGCCCGGCCCGCCUUGGGCUCAGGUCCUGAUCCGAGCCCCGCACCGGCUUUCUGCUCCGCGAGCGUCGGCUGCUUCCCCCGCUUCUGCUCACCCUCUCGCGCGCUCUCAAAUAAAUAAAAUCUUAAAAAACGAAACAGGCUUUUCUGUUUACCAGCCAAGGUGGCGCCUCCCAGUGGCCCUGUGGGGAGCACCGGCUGACGGGGCUUGAACAGACGUACUGGCCUCACGUGCACUGGCCACAACGUGUUUGGCGAGAGGCCUGGCACAUUAAGAAGUCCUCAGUAAAUUGCUGGCUUUGCUGGUAGCGCGUGACGCACAUCAUCAGCCGCUCUUCCUCAUCGUGAAUCUCUGCCGAGUCCGCAUUCCCCCUUCCCGCAUCCGUGCUCGGGGACUGGUGCCCGGGACCGCCGUGCUGGGAGCUGACUCUCCCACCUUAACAACGGGGACAGCCUCCUUGCUGCUUCCCUUGCCUUGUUCCUUCUCUAUGAUCCGUUCUCCUCAAUCUGGUUGCCAGACUGCAUCGCAGCCCUACUGUUCUUGAGAUCCUGUGUGGUUCCCAGGGCCCUCAUAUUCCAGUCCUGCCUGAUCUCUCGGCCUGGUAUUCUGAGGCCCGGCACAGACACUGGAUCUCAAUUCUGCGCCUUGGCAAGGGCUGCUUCCAAAUCUGAAAUGCCCUGUAACAUCCCCAUCCACCAUCUUCCUAACAAAUAUUGACCCAUUUAACCUUCCAGACCUAUUCGGUAUUAGCUUCUUCCCUGACCAUCUCAGGUCACGUUCUUGAGGUCAUUAAUGAGAGAGACACGAAGAGGUAGGACCCUCAAGAGGCCAAAUUCUCUUGCAGUGACUAUUCUUCAAUGUGUGAAGACAGACAGCAUCCAGAACCGAACAGCCCGGGCUCUGGGGAACUUAGCUAUGGAACCUGAGAGCUGUGGGGACAUCCAUUCUGCGGGUGCUGUUCCUCUGCUCGUUGAGAGCCUGACAGCCUGCCAGGACUCCCAGUGCCUGCAGAGUGUGGUGCGUGCCCUCCGCAACCUGGCGGACUCACCCCAGCACCGCCUGGCCCUGGCACAGCAGGGGGCAGUACGCCCUCUGGCUGAGCUUCUGGCCGCUGCCCCAGACCCUGCGCUGACCUUGGCCCUAGUGCGUGCACUCUUGGAGCUGAGUCGAGGUUGCUCCCGGGCCUGUGCUGAGCAGCUAAGUCUGGGUGGGGGGCUAGGACCACUGGUCAGUUUGGCCUCCCACCCCAAAAAGGCAGUACGAGAGGCAGCUAUCCUGAUCCUUGCCAACCUGUGUGCCCAAGGCCUUGUACGGCCUGCACUGGGCAAUGCUGGUGGUGUGGAGGUACUACUAGGUGAGCUCCGGCGGCGCAGGGGGCCUAAUGGAGCUGGCCCAGCCUCCCAGCAGCCCCUGGUGCGGGCUGUGUGCCUGCUGUGCCGGGAGGCCAUCAACCGGGCCCGGCUGCGGGAUGCAGGUGGUUUGGAGCUAUUGAUGGGUCUGCUGCGGGACCCGCGUGCCAGUGCCUGGCACCCUCGUGUCGUGGCUGCCCUUGUGGGCUUCCUGUAUGACACUGGAGCCCUGGGCCGGCUACAAGCGCUGGGACUUGUACCGCUCUUGGCUGGGCAGCUGUGUGGCGAUGCUGGUGAUGAGGAAGAAGAGGGAAGAGAAGCUGCUUCUUGGGACUUCCCUGAGGAGCGGACCCCUGAGCGGGCAGAGGCCGGAAGCUUCCGAAGCCUAAGGUCGUGGCUGAUCUCUGAGGGCUACGCCGCAGGCCCGGGAGACAUCUCUCCUGACUGGUCCCCUGAGCGAUGUCCCCCGCCUCCACCACCCCCAGAGCCACCUGAGCCGACCAGCCCCACCCUGGGUCCAACCUCACUGCGGACGCCUCGCACGCUGCGCACACCAGGGCGGAGCCCUGCAGCCACCUCUGAGGAGCCUUGGGGCCGUGAGGGGCCAGCGCUGCUGCUACUGUCACGAUUCUCCCAGGCUCCCGACCCAAGUGGGGCAUUGGUGACCGGCUCAGCCCUGUGUGGCCUGCUGGCCUAUGUGACAGGCUCGCCGGGCCCACCGAGCCCACGUGCACUGCGCAUCCUGGCACGCCUUACCUGCAACCCCGCCUGUCUUGAGGCCUUCGUGCGCAGCUACGGUGCCGCACUGCUGCGUGCCUGGCUUGUGUUAGGCGUUGCCCCAGAUGACUGGCCCACACUGCGUGCCCGGCCCGCUCGACGCCAGCACCGGGAGCUGGGUGAGAUGUUGCUGCAGAACUUGACCGUGCAGGCUGAAUCACCCUUUGGAGUGGGUGCCCUCACUCACCUGCUGCUCUCUGGAAGCCCUGAGGACCGUGUGGCCUGUGCACUGACCCUGCCCUUCAUCUGUCGGAAACCCUCUCUGUGGCGCCGGCUACUUUUGGACCAGGGUGGCCUCCGUCUCCUCCUCUCGGCACUAACUCGGCCAGCUCCACAUCCACUGUUCCUCUUCUUUGCUGCAGACUCCCUUUCCUGCCUCCAAGGCCUGGUGUCUCCCACGGCGAUUCCAGCCCUUUUAUCUCCAGUCCCGCUGGACCUAGAUUCCCCAUCCCCUUGCCUCUAUGAACCUCUGCUGGGCCCAGCCCCCAUCCUAGCCCCUGACCUGCACUUCCUGCUGGACUCGGGCCUACGGCUCCCUGCCCGGCGCGCUGCCUCAGCUACUGCCUCACCUUUCUUCCGGGCUCUGCUAGCCGGCAGCUUUGCCGAAGCCCAGAUGGACCUGGUGCCGCUUCGAGGCCUGUCACCCAGUGCAGCCCGGCCUAUCCUGCAUCACUUGCAUGGUUGCCGGGGCUGUGGGGCGGCCCUGGGGCCAAUUCCCCCACCAGGCCAGCCCCUGCUGGGCUCAGAGGCUGAGGAGGCCCUGGAGGCUGCUGGCCGUUUCUUGCUGCCUGGGCUGGAGGAGGAGCUGGAAGAGGCUGUGAGCCGUAUCCACCUUGGACCCCAUGGUGGCCCAGAGUCCGUGGGUGAGGUAUUCCGCUUGGGCCGGCCCCGGUUGGUUGCCCAUUGUGCCCGCUGGACCCUGGGCCCAGGGCAGUGCCCGCGGAAGCGGGCCUUGGCCUUAGUGGGGCUUGUGGAGGCAGCAGGAGAGGAGGCAGGGCCCCUGACUGAGGCUUUACUGGCUGUGGUGAUGGGGGUUGAAAUGGGGGGCAAGGGUUCCAGCGUAGACUGUUGAUGUCCCCUGGGAUGGGUCGGCUAUGAAGGAGGACUCCUUCCGGGCAGCACGAGAGGAGGCCGAGCAGAACUUACCGUCAAAGACUGAUGAGAGAAUGGAGCUCUGCCCCAGGACAGCGGGCUGAAGACGCGGGAGUGAGGCGGCCAGG